Molecule: messenger RNA, 558 nt
Organism: Dalotia coriaria
Lineage: Eukaryota; Metazoa; Arthropoda; Insecta; Coleoptera; Staphylinidae
Exons: 2
Coding region: 1-558 (185 amino acids)
Biological process (GO): DNA replication
Cellular component (GO): replication fork
Molecular function (GO): nucleic acid binding
Source: RefSeq, a predicted model, not a curated record
AUGCCGUUAGUAAUCACCAGUAGUACAUCUUCGCAGCCAUUCGAAAAGAUUUAUUUGGAUAUUGUAGGACCAUUAACAUGUAGUCAAUCAGGAAAUAAAUACAUUUUAACGGCACAAGACGAUCUAACAAAGUAUUCAAUAGCAAUGACUAUACCCGACCAGGAAGCAAAGACAAUUGCAAAGGAACUAAUUCAGGAGAAAAUAGCUGGCGAAUUGAAGAAUUACAAAUCAGUUGAUUCCGUUACUAAUGAAGAUGAAGUUGUCAAUUAUCCAACUGAAUUUUUGAAUUCGCUGGAUUUGCCCGGCUUACUACCUCAUAAUCUGCAAUUAAAAAUCGGAUCAGUAAUUAUUAUGUUACGGAACAUAAACCAGCCACGUCUAUGUAAUGGCACCCGGCUGGCGGUGAAGAAAUUAUUGAACAACGUCAUCGAAGCCACAAUUUUGAAAGAGAAGUACAAAGGCGAAGAUGUUUUAAUCCCACGCAUCCCUAUGAUACCGAACGACAUGCCAUUUAACUUUAAACGUUUACCGUGCGGCUUGCAUUUGCAAUGUCGAUAA